This is a messenger RNA of Hippopotamus amphibius kiboko, 4812 nucleotides long. It is a transcript of the gene ITGAL, whose product is annotated as integrin subunit alpha L. The coding region runs from base 17 to 3517 and encodes 1166 amino acids. Gene Ontology annotation, cellular component: integrin complex; external side of plasma membrane. Gene Ontology annotation, molecular function: integrin binding. The transcript is spliced from 31 exons. The record is from RefSeq and is a predicted model, not a curated record. NCBI's taxonomy places the organism in Eukaryota, Metazoa, Chordata, Mammalia, Artiodactyla, Hippopotamidae. Gene Ontology annotation, biological process: cell-matrix adhesion; cell adhesion mediated by integrin; cell-cell adhesion.
UCCAGCCAUUUGCAAGAUGAAUUCCUGCAUCCUGGCGAUGAGGCUGCUGCUGUCUGGGCCUUUUCUCUUUGCCCCAGCCUGGAGCUACAACCUGGAUGUGCGACACGUGCAAAACUUCUCCGUCCCACACGCCGGGAGGCAUUUUGGCUACCGCGUCCUGCAGGUUGGAAACGGGGUUGUCGUGGGAGCUCCAGGUGAGGGGAACAGCAUGGGAAACCUCUAUCAGUGCCAGCCAGACACUGGACACUGCCUACCAGUCAGUCUGAGUGGUUCCAACUAUACCUCCAAGUACUUGGGAAUGACCUUGGCAACAGACCCCACAAGUGACAGCCUUUUGGCUUGUGAACCUGGGCUGUCUCGGACAUGUGACCAGAACAUCUAUCUAAGUGGCCUGUGUUACCUCUUCCAGCAAAAUCUGAGGGGUCCGGUGCUGCAAGGGCACCCUGGUUAUCAGGAAUGUAUAAAGGGCAACGUAGACUUGGUAUUUCUGUUUGAUGGCUCAAGGAGCUUGCAGCAAAAUGAAUUUCAGAAAAUUCUGGACUUCAUGAAGGAUGUGAUGAGGAAACUCAGCAACUCUUCCUACCAGUUUGCGGCUGUUCAGUUUUCCUCAGCGUACAAGACAGAGUUUACUUUCGCAGACUAUGCUAAACAGAAGGACCCUGAUGUUCUGCUGGCCAACGUCCAACACAUGGCUGUGUUGACCAACACCUUUGGUGCCAUCAACUAUGUCGCGACGGAGGUGUUCCGGCCAGAGCAGGGGGCCCGGCCAGAUGCCACCAAAGUGCUUAUCAUUAUCACUGACGGGGAAGCCACAGACAAACACAACAUCGACGCGGCCAAAGACAUCAUCCGCUACAUCAUUGGGAUUGGAAAGCAUUUUAAGACCAAGGAAAGUCAGGAGGCACUCCAUGAAUUUGCCUCAAAACCUGCGGAGGAGUUUGUAAAGAUUCUGGACACAUUUGAGAAGCUGAAAGAUCUAUUCACCGAGCUGCAAAAAAAGAUCUAUGUCAUUGAGGGCACAAGCAAACAGGACCUGACGUCCUUCAACAUGGAGCUGUCCUCCAGCGGAAUCAGCGCAGCCCUCAGCAGGGGCCAUGGCGUUGUGGGGGCCGUUGGAGCCAAGGACUGGGCUGGGGGCGUUCUCGACCUGAAGGCAGACCUGCAGGGUGAGACGUUUGUCGGGAAUGAACCACUGACACCAGAAGCGAAGGCAGGAUAUUUGGGUUACACGGUGACCUGGCUGCCCUCCCGAGGGACCACGUCGCUGCUGGCAGCUGGAGCCCCCCGAUACCAGCACGUGGGGCGAGUGCAGCUGUUCCAAAAGUCAAAGGGAGAAACACCCUGGAGACAGACCCAGAAAAUAGAUGGGACCCAGAUUGGCUCUUAUUUUGGUGGCGAGCUGUGUGGUGUUGACGUGGACCGAGACGGGGAGACAGAGCUGCUGCUGAUUGGGGCUCCUCUGUUCUAUGGGGAGCAGAGAGGAGGCCGGGUGUUUAUCUACCAGAAGAAAAAGCUGGUGUUCGAAAUGGUCUCAGAGCUGCAGGGGGACCCUGGCUACCCCCUUGGGAGAUUUGGAGCAGCCAUCACUGCCCUGUCGGACAUCAACGGGGAUGAGCUGCCAGACGUGGCUGUGGGAGCCCCUCUGGAGGAGCAGGGGGCUGUGUACAUCUUCAAUGGGCAGCAAGGGGGGCUGAGCCCCUGGCCCAGUCAGCGGAUAGAAGGGGCCCAGAUAUUCCCAGGAAUUCAGUGGUUUGGACGCUCCAUCCACGGGGUGAAGGACCUUGGCGGGGAUGGCCUGGCAGAUGUGGCUGUGGGGGCUGAGGGCCAGGUGAUCAUGCUGAGCUCCCGGCCUGUGGUGGAUGUCAUCACAACCAUGUCCUUCUCCCCGGCCGAGAUCCCAGUGCAUGAAGUCGAGUGCUCCUAUUCCACCAGCGAAAACAAGAAGGAAGGUGUUAACAUCACAGUCUGUUUCCAGGUCAAGUCUCUCACCUCCCAGUUCAGAGGGGACCUGGUUGCCAACCUCACUUACACUCUGCAGCUGGAUGGCCAUCGGACCAGAAGGCGGGGGGUGUUCCCAGGAGGGAAACAUGAACUCAGCAGUAACACAGCUGUCACCUCAGUCAAGUCCUGCACUAGGUUCUGGUUCCACUUUGCGGUAUGCAUUCAAGACCUCAUCUCCCCCAUCAAUGUCUCUCUAAAUUACUCUCUCUGGGAGGAAGAAGGGACACCGAGGGACCAAAGGGCGCAGGGCAAGGACAUCCAGCCCAUCCUGAGACCCUCACCACACUCGGAGACCAAGGAGAUCCCUUUUGAGAAGAACUGCGGAGAGGACAAGAAAUGUGAGGCUGACCUGAGGCUGAAGUUCUCCACUGAAGGAUCCAAAGUCCUGCGUCUGACCCCCUCAGCCAGCCUCGCAGUGGGGCUGACACUGAGUAACUUGAAAGAAGAUGCUUACUGGGUCCAGCUCAUCCUCAGCUUCCCUCGGGGACUCUCUUUCCGCAAAGUGGAGAUGCUCAAGCCCCACAGCCAUAUACCUGUGAGCUGCGAGGAGCUUCAGAGCAGGGCCCUCUCCUGCAACGUGAGCUCUCCCAUCUUCAAAGCAGGCAGCUUGGUUGAUAUCCAGGUGAUGUUUCAUACGCUGCCGGACAGCUUCUGGGGGGACUUUGUUGAGCUGCACGCCAAUGUGAGCUGCAGCAACGAGGACUCAGGCCUCCUGAAGAACAACUUGGCCACCAGAAGCAUCCCAGUCCUGUAUCCCAUCAACAUCCUCACCAAGGACCAGGAAAACUCCACGCUCUAUAUCAAGUUCACCCCCAAAGGUCCCAAGAUCCACCAUGUCAAGCACAUCUACCAGGUGAGGAUCCAGCCUCAUGUCAAUGACAACAUGAUCCCCCUGGAAGCCUUGGUUAGGGUACCAGGGCCUCGCAGCGAGGGGCCCAUCAGGCAGAAGUGGGACGUGCAGAUGGAGCCUCCUGUUACCUGCCUCUCUGAGGAUCUGGAGAGUCCAUCUGACGUGGCCGAGCCUUGCUCAUUUGGAGCCAAGUUCCGCUGCCCAGUCCACCACCAGCAGGAGAGCCUCGUCCAAGUGAUCGGGACAGUGGAGCUGAAGGGGGAGAUUAAGAACUCCUCCAUGUUCAGCCUCUGCAGCUCCCUCUCCAUCUCCUUCAACAGCAGCAAGCACUUUCACCUCUAUGGCAGCAAUGCCUCGCUGGCCCAGGUCAUCAUGAAGGUCGACGUUAUAUAUGAGAAGGAAAUGCUCUAUCUCUACCUGCUGAGCAGUAUCGGGGGACUGUUGUUGCUGCUACUGAUCUUCUUCGUCCUGUACAAGGUUGGUUUCUUCAAACGGAACCUGAAGGAGAAGAUGGAGGCAACUGUAGAAGCGUCAGAUGCAAUCCCUGGAGAAGACACUGGAGAAGAUGCUGGACAGCCGGCGUCUGGGGAAGAGGCCAAGGAUCCAGGCUGCCUGGAGCCCCUCCACGAGGAGGAGGCGGCCCAGAAUGGAGGUGGCAGGGACUGAGGUGCAGGCCGGAUGCAGAGAGCCCAGAACUGGACUCGGGAUGCCUGGUGCCAGCCUGCCUCUACCUGAAUUUCACCUUGUGUCUUUGGGCAAGUCACUGCCUCCCCAUAAGCCUCAGUUUUCUUAGCUUGAACAUGGGCCCAUUCCUGCGUGCCUCCUUUGCAGGCUUAUGGUGAGAAUCUGUUGAGGGGUGGGCCAGGAAGGCCACAGAGGUGAGGCCUUGUAAUUAUCAUGGGGUCCUGGCGCCCACUGGCCCCUGUUAGUUUCCUCCCCUGGGAGAGACCAUCUGACCUAAAUUUGGAGAAACAGUAAUCUCAGGACCUAGUGACACUCCCGGCCCUCGUACCCAUCUGCCCUUGGAUGUCCGCAGAGGCCCCAAACUCCCAGAACCUUGCCCUGCAUUCUCUCCUGCCUGGAAUUCAGUCAGCUUUCAAUUCUCCUGCCAGAGAGCGCAUCUCAUCUGUGUCACUGCCUUGCUCUUGCAAACACCUUGCCCUUUGGCUAACAACCAAAUUCCUUAACAUGCCUUCCGAGAUCUGCAGAAUUGGGCUCCUGUUUCCUUCCCAGCCUCUUCUAGAGACAUCCCACCUGCCUUUCUAGGCUCCAGUUAACCAGCCUCUUCACUUGCCCAGCUCCUUCCUGGCUUACCGUCUUCACCCAGACUCUUCUCACUUCGUGGACCAUUCCUCCUGCCUCCUUUUCUUGCCUAACCCUCUCUCAGCCUUCAGAUCUCAGCUCACACAUAAAUUCUGCAGGGCAACCCCCCAACCUCAGCUCAGUUUGGUUCCCAUAUGGUACACGCUUCCACCAGCUCGCACUUGUCCUGCCUGGUACUGAUCAUAUUUGUUAAUAGUUAAGUGAUUAACUUAAAUUAAACAGUGAGUUCCAUGGGGUAAGGAUCAUACCUUUCUUGUUCACCUUGGGACCCCUGGUGGUAUCACAGAGCCAGACACAUAGUAGGUGCUUAAGACAAUUUCACUGAAUUGUGAGGGUGCCUAGGGGAAGACAGAGAAAAAAGUUUGGAUGGGCCCCAUGGCAAUGCCAUCCAUCAAGGCUCAGUCUUCCCCAGGCACCUGCCCCCUCCCUCCACAGCCCCCCCAGGACUCCAUCACAUUGCACUGUGGCCCCCACUAUGAGAUUGCGAGCUCAAGGAUGGAAACUAUGUCCGUUCACCUGGCUCCCAGUGCCAAGCACAGUGCCUGUAUAUAUUUACCAAAUAAGUGAAAUUCUGGCCAAUUUUGUGAUGUUCUUGUGCUGGUGCAACAUUUCAGCCUGGCUCAAUUAAAUGAAUAUUU